UCUCCCCUGCCGGCCUCGGUGUUCAAGACCGUCAAACGCAGCUUUCAGAUGGAUGGGCGCUAUGUUGGACCGUCCGAGGAGGCGAACGACCACUGGGAGGCUCUGAUCGCGGCUCACGACGUCCUCUAUAUGACCGAGCAUGAACAACGUGACUACAAUCUGCCGCCGGGAAUGCCGUCGCCCUAUUACCACCCCAAUCGACCGAGUCCACCCCCACAAGACUUCUACGUCUUGUCCAUCAUGCACCAGAUGCAUUGCUUGAAUCAUAUUCGCGCCCACUACUGGCAGAUCAAGACCGGAGGGCCCAGCACGCCCCAUUACACGGAAAAUAAAUGGAACGUGCAUGUCGACCAUUGCUUUGAGUACCUACGCCAGAGUGUCCUCUGUGGCAAUGCUAUUUUUGAGAUCGAAGGAUAUACACCGCUGUUUGUUCCAGACGAGGGCGUGGCAACGACGGUGUCUGGCUGGGGGGUGGAGCAUGAGUGUGUCGACUAUGAUGCUAUUAGUCGUUUUCAAAUCGAUCGUGAGCGCCAGUACAAUCGCACCUGG
Molecule: messenger RNA, 549 nt
Organism: Aspergillus aculeatinus CBS 121060
Lineage: Eukaryota; Fungi; Ascomycota; Eurotiomycetes; Eurotiales; Aspergillaceae
Exons: 3
Biological process (GO): mycotoxin biosynthetic process
Source: RefSeq, a predicted model, not a curated record